CUUCAAUUCACUACUAAGGGCAUUUUUGUCAUUUCAUUUAUCAAAUAUCCAAUAAAGUUUCCCCUUUUAUUCUCCCUCUCUAUCUCUCUCUUCUCCCUCACUAGAAUACAGUAGAUAGAGAAAAUCUAGGGAGAGAAAGAAACAGUAGAGAGAGAAAGGAGUUGUAGUGGAUAUUGUCUUUUUUUUCCUGUUAGUGGGAGAAAAUUAGGGAUUGUAGAUUUUAAUUGAUUUUUAAAUUAGAGUUUAAUUUUAAUUGAUUUUAAAAUUUCAAAGAAAAAAUGGUUUCAGACCAAGAAAUAGCAGAGGGGAUAGAGUCUUUGUUUCGGGAAACAAACCCUAAUUCUUUUACUUCACUUAAUGAUGUUGUUGUUCGAUUGCAAUCAAAAUUAGGGUUUGAUCUUACUCACAAAAUUGAUUUCAUCCGUGCUCAUAUCAGUCUUCUCUUCACUUCGCAACCUCCUGCACCUCCUGCACCGCCGCAAGUGGCGCAAACGGCGAAUGUUCCUCCUGUUGUGAUUCCUCAACCUCAACUUCAAACUGUAAACCCUAAUCCAAAUGUGAAUGUGAGUGUUGGUCAUCCACAGCAGAUGGUUUUUCAUCAUCCUCAUCCACCUACUGCUCAAUCUUACUUUCCUAGGGGUCCUACUGAGAUCAGUUUCACUCAGCCUGGUACAGUAGUUGCUGAAGGUCUCUCCUCACCUCCGGCUAAAGAAAGCACCCAAAGUCGGCCAAAAAGAAGAGGGGGUCCAGGAGGGCUGAACAAACUCUGUGGUGUUUCACCUCAGCUUCAAACAAUUGUGGGUCAACCAGCUUUGCCCAGAACAGAGAUUGUCAAACAGCUUUGGGCUUAUAUUAGAAAGCACAAUCUCCAAGAUCCAAGUAACAAAAGAAAGAUAAUAUGCAAUGAUGAGCUACGGUUGGUAUUUGAAGUUGAUUGUACAGACAUGUUUCAGAUGAACAAGCUGCUGGCCAAACAUAUUGUUUCUCUUGAUCCCACAAAGGUUCCGAAGGUUCCAGAACAACCAUCCAAGAAAGCUAAAGUCGAAGAAUCUGAAGUUCCGAGCACUGAGUCUGAUGGCCCCGCUCCUAUUGUGAUAUCUGAAGCGCUGGCCAAAUUCUUUGGUACAAGUGAGAAGGAAAUGCUUCAAUCUGAGGUUUAUAAUCGUAUUGAAGAAUACAUUAAGACAAAAGGCUUAGAGGAUUCAUCGAAUUCAUUGGUCAUCUGUGAUACUGAGCUUCAAGAACUCCUUGGAUGUGAGAGCAUUCCUACGCCUGGGAUUCGUGGUGCUUUGGCUCGUAAUCAUCUUUUCCCCCGAGCAUGAUGUAAUCUGGUAUUGGAUGUAACAGCAAUCUAACUGACAUGGUUGGAGGAUACAAGUAUGUUGUCGGCAAAUAGUAGGAUGAGUAAUCUAUCUGGACAGUAUUGUAAGUUAUGAGUAGGAGAUGACUGUAAUUAGGUGCAGGGUUGAUAACUUAAUGUAGGUAAGCCACAAUUAGGGUUGGGAUCCUGAUUCCUGAAUCUGCUGUUUAUUUGUUAAGAGUAUUUGUAGAGAUGUACCUUAACCUGUAGGAAACUCUGUACUGUAGUAGUUCUGAACAGAAAGCUUUGUACAAGAUGGUACUCAUUUAUUAUUGCCCUUGUUUUAUCAAUGCAGACACUACUAUCCUUUAAUGGUGCA
This is a messenger RNA of Amaranthus tricolor (Joseph's coat), 1679 nucleotides long. RefSeq lists its product as uncharacterized. Bases 279 to 1322 code for a protein of 347 amino acids. The transcript is spliced from 6 exons. Gene Ontology annotation, cellular component: nucleus. NCBI's taxonomy places the organism in Eukaryota, Viridiplantae, Streptophyta, Magnoliopsida, Caryophyllales, Amaranthaceae. The record is from RefSeq and is a predicted model, not a curated record.